Messenger RNA from Teleopsis dalmanni, 674 nucleotides. RefSeq names its product mitochondrial import inner membrane translocase subunit Tim29. Gene Ontology annotation, biological process: protein insertion into mitochondrial inner membrane. The coding region runs from base 80 to 655 and encodes 191 amino acids. Lineage: Eukaryota; Metazoa; Arthropoda; Insecta; Diptera; Diopsidae. Gene Ontology annotation, cellular component: TIM22 mitochondrial import inner membrane insertion complex. The record is from RefSeq and is a predicted model, not a curated record. The transcript has a single exon.
AAAAAUAAAUUAAAAUGUGUUUUGAAUAAAUAUAUUAACAAGAAGACAAUAAACAAGAAAGAAAGAAAUAAAUUAAGCGAUGCGUUUACUUUUCCUAACAAAUCGUGCAAAUGCCUUGCGUGCGCGUAUAAGUAAUACAUUUACACUGCCGGAACGUUUCAAAGGAACUGUCGUUGAAAAAUGGGCAAAAUAUUGGACAGGUUUAGUACGUGAUUAUAAAGAUGUAGGCGUUGAUGUGGUAAAAUUUGGUUAUAAUAAACCACGUAAAGCAUUAGUGAUUACCGGUGCUUCGCUUGGAUUAUAUGCUUGUGUUAAACGUAAUCCGGAUGAGGAAGUAUUUCUGCAACUGUUACGUCAGUGGAACAAUAAACUUAUUUUAGUCUCGCCUACAGAACAGAAUGUGAUAGCAAAAGAAUAUGUACGUGACUUAGAAUUGGUCCUCAAUCGAAAUACAUUGCGCACAUUGUCUUUGGGAUUCUGUACCUUGCUAUGGGUGGACUUGUACUCUAAAGAUGAUUGCACUUACAAAGCAAUUUGUGAAUACACUGGAGUCGAUUACCUGAAAUUUUAUCAAUAUAUUAUUGAUAUAGGCUUUUGGAAUCGUUAUUGGCGUUUAGAUUGGAAAAUGCGUAAUUUUGAUAUAAAUUAUUUAUAGUUGUAUUAAAUUAUAUAAA